AUGGCAAAACAAAAGCUAAAGAGAGAGGCAUCCCCGAUGCCACAACCCUCACACAAGAAGGCCAAGAAACACACGAAAGCGUGGUUCAAAGAAAAGCUUGACAACAUGGAAUACUCCGACCUUGCCUGCACAAUGUCCGACGCAAUAACCUACUGGGGAAUUAUCCUGAGAUACACAAGCGAUGCCCAAAUUAAACUGGACUUCGAGAAAGCAAUCUGGACACGGAACAACCUCGACAGCAGACCCACAUAUGUCAUUGAUGCAUUCGAGGAACCUACACAGGAAGUGGUAAACGGAUAUUGUAAGGGAACCUAA
This is a messenger RNA of Penicillium coprophilum, 315 nucleotides long. RefSeq lists its product as uncharacterized. Lineage: Eukaryota; Fungi; Ascomycota; Eurotiomycetes; Eurotiales; Aspergillaceae. The record is from RefSeq and is a predicted model, not a curated record. The transcript has a single exon. The coding region runs from base 1 to 315 and encodes 104 amino acids.